Messenger RNA from Paramecium sonneborni, 696 nucleotides. Lineage: Eukaryota; Ciliophora; Oligohymenophorea; Peniculida; Parameciidae. The record is from the annotation of a GenBank genome assembly.
UAAAUCUCUACUCUCAACCUCUUCAAAUAUAUGUAAUCUAACGAUAUUCUUGCAGUCUAAUCAAGUAUUUAAUCAUAAUAACUUAGACUUUCUAUAAACUAAUUGUGUAUUACCCCGAUUUUUCCAAACAGAAAUAGUCUCUGAAGAUGUUCAUGAAUAACUUUAAAUGAGUAAGUAUUAGAUUAAAUAAUGUAGUUGAGAGCAUUGAAACUUUUAACUUUGAUGAAGAUGAAUGUUAGAAUGAUUAUUAUAAUCCAAUUUAAAAAUUACCUUUGAAGAAGCCAAGAAAGAGAAGAAGAAGAUAAUAGAUUCAUGAUAAGAAAAGGAAAAGAGCUCCACCUUCAAAAAGACAAGUAAGAAUAUAUAAAUAUAUUAGUAGAAUAGAAAGCAUGAGGCAAUUCCAUUUAAUUAUUUAGAAGAUAGACAAAUUCUUCUAUAGGUAUUAGAGUAAGGUCCUAAAUUCUAUAAAAUUGCUAAAAGUUUUCCAGGAAGGACUUUGAGUAUGGUCAAGAAUAGAUAUUAUAAAACUUUACGAUUUUAGUGGGAUGUUGUAUUGGGACAGUAAAUUAUAUAUUUUAGAUUAAUAGAGCUUAUAGUUAUUUGAAUGUAUAGAUUGAUUAAAUACAAAGUAAGGAAAGUAUGGAACAUUUAGAAGAAGUAUAUGAUAAUGAUAUAUAUUCAUAAUAUAUAUUUUGA